AAGCCAAAUGUACAGAGGAAGCAUGUCUUUGUUAUAUUGUGUUUCUCGGACUGUGGCUGCAACAGUAACAGCUUCCUACCUGAUGGACUGCAUUGAGGACAGCGUGUCCUCAUGCAGCUGUGCUGACCUUGUGACACUUUCCCUCAGUCGAUUGCUGCAGCGAACGCGUCUUUGAAUGCACCACCGCCUGUUUCACUGCCUUUUUAAUGAGUGUCCCCUCACACGGAAGCUUGUUUCCCCGGUGGUGACCAUUGUAAAGGAGUCGGGUAGUGAUGAGGACCGCUGGCCACCUGCUCCCUCUCUGGAUUUGGAUCCACGCUGGCAUCAAUGCUGUCACAGCAGGUUCUAAGUGUGGGAGUCCUCGGGUGGGGAGCCCGAUGGGUCGCUCUCUGAGGGUGGUUGGGGGAGCCCCGGCCAUUUACGGUUCACAUCCGUGGCUUGUUUCCCUACGCAACGGGGGCUCUCAUUUCUGUGGAGGGGCCAUCCUGACUCAUCGCUGGAUCCUGACCGCGGCACACUGCCUUGCAUCGCGCUCAAAAGACUUUCUCAGUGGUGUGAGAGUGGCGGUCGGAGAGUUUGACCAGACUGUAGAUGAUGAAGAGGAGCAGGUUUUUCUCAUCAAGUCGGUCUCAGUCCAUGAGAAGUACCAUCAUGCUUUGCCUUUCAGCUAUGACAUCGCUCUGGUGGAGUUGGAUCAGCACAUUCUACUAGGAGCCCGUGUCCAGCCAAUAUGUCUGCCUUUGCCUAAUCAGAGCAAUCCGCCUGAAACCAGUUGCAUUGUGGGUGGAUGGGGCAAGAUGAAGGAAAAGGGUUGCCUCCCCCGCGGUGUUGAGAGAGGUCCAGUUAGAGCUGGUGGACCCAGCGAAAUGUAAACACGUCCUUCAGACUGUGAAGGGUCCAAAAAAUGCCCAGCAGAGAGCAGCCAUGACAUUUCUGUGUGCCGGGCCAGAGAUCGGAGGCCGAGACCCCU
This is a messenger RNA of Gasterosteus aculeatus aculeatus (three-spined stickleback), 970 nucleotides long. Its product is annotated as ovochymase-2-like. Lineage: Eukaryota; Metazoa; Chordata; Actinopteri; Perciformes; Gasterosteidae. Gene Ontology annotation, molecular function: serine-type endopeptidase activity. The record is from RefSeq and is a predicted model, not a curated record. Gene Ontology annotation, biological process: acrosome reaction; proteolysis.